This is a messenger RNA of Tupaia belangeri chinensis (Chinese tree shrew), 1109 nucleotides long. RefSeq names its product ubiquitin-fold modifier conjugating enzyme 1 (gene UFC1). The transcript is spliced from 6 exons. Gene Ontology annotation, cellular component: cytoplasm. Gene Ontology annotation, molecular function: UFM1 conjugating enzyme activity. Gene Ontology annotation, biological process: protein K69-linked ufmylation. The record is from RefSeq and is a predicted model, not a curated record. NCBI's taxonomy places the organism in Eukaryota, Metazoa, Chordata, Mammalia, Scandentia, Tupaiidae. The coding region runs from base 269 to 772 and encodes 167 amino acids.
CAUGAGCGGAAGUCGCCCUUAGAGCUGUCCGCGGUGACUUAAUGAUAGGUGCCAUAUUCCGGACAGAGUUACCCGGUUCCAUUCUGUUCUACUUGAUGCACCCACAAGCGGGUGACUAGGUGACAAGUUUGUCUUCUUACAAGAAAAUAGAGAUCGCAUUCAGAGAACUAAGCCUGGCUCUUCACCUUCCCAUAGUAAAGAUGGCGGCGCCCAGAACUUAAGCUACAGGCAACAGCACUUCCGCGUUUCUCUAGCGCCCUGAUCCAAGAUGGCGGACGAGGCAACCCGGCGAGUCGUGUCUGAGAUCCCGGUGCUGAAGACUAACGCCGGACCCCGAGACCGGGAGUUGUGGGUGCAGCGACUGAAGGAGGAAUACCAGUCCCUUAUCCGGUACGUGGAGAACAACAAGAACGCCGACAAUGAUUGGUUCCGACUGGAGUCCAACAAGGAAGGGACUCGGUGGUUUGGGAAAUGCUGGUAUAUCCAUGACCUCCUCAAAUACGAGUUUGACAUCGAGUUUGACAUUCCUAUUACAUAUCCUACUACUGCUCCAGAAAUUGCAGUCCCUGAGCUGGAUGGAAAGACAGCUAAGAUGUACAGGGGUGGCAAAAUAUGCCUGACUGAUCACUUCAAGCCUUUGUGGGCCAGGAAUGUUCCCAAGUUUGGACUAGCUCAUCUCAUGGCUCUGGGGCUGGGCCCAUGGCUGGCAGUGGAAAUCCCGGAUCUGAUUCAGAAGGGUGUGAUCCAGCACAAAGAGAAAUGCAGCCAGUGAAGGAGCAAGCCACUGAGGCAGGACAGAGGGACUUUGACAGGCUCCAUUCCUGUUCUUCUGUGCCUCAGUGUCCUUACUCAUCUAGGCAUCUCUCCCGCCCCUCCACCCCUAGUGGUUACUUAAUAUCUGCAGCAAGCAUUGCUGGGAAAACCAACCAACAAAGAGUAUUGCUACUGAGUUUCUAAAUUGGGCUCACAGGGAGUGGGAAAGACCCUUGGAAGACCAAGAGGCGAUGUAUCUCCCAGGUGGAGCAGUGUGAAUUCCUGGAGGCACAGGGGUAAGAGUGACUACAUAGCCUUUUUGGAGACAAACCAUCAAUAAAAGCUGCUUCCUCUGC